AUGAAUGAAGCAAGAAACAAGAACGGACUCCUGAUGGACUUUCCCGUAAAAACACCCAUCCGCAAGGGCUCCGCGCGGCGAAAAAGCCCACGAGCCAUUCGAUCGCCCUACACGACCGAAGCCUGCCAGGAGUGUCGGCGACGAAGAGCGAAGUGUGACGGGACGAAACCCUCGUGCGGACGCUGUCUGCGCCACGGCAUCGACUGCAAGUUCACGGGCAGAGACGACAGCCGUGGCACGGCGCCCAAGUCGCUCGUGAUGCUGCUGCAGAGUCGGAUUGACCUGCUGGAGCAAGUCCUCUGGCUGCAUUCGAUCGAUGUCGAUGCGACCAUUGCUCAGCUUAGAGCGCGGGGUGACUUUGGAUCGGGCACGUCUUUACCAGCACAACCGUCACCGCAGAUUACGGAGCCCGAUGGGGCUCUCUGCUCCAAGGGGUCGUUUGGGGUCGGGGACGAUGGAGAGGUGAGCUAUUUUGGGUCUAGUAGUGGGCGUGUAGAACUCCUGCACUCGAAUGCUGCGGACACUGAUCAUGUAGCACCGACCUCGCUUCCUCCAGUCGGUUCUCGCCUCAACCAGUUCUGUCAAGAGAUCCAAUCGGGAUGUGAUAUUUCCGAGGACUUGAAAGAACAUCUGAUCGCAAUCUACUUCGAGUGGGAGCAACCCUGGUGUCAACUCGUGGAUGAGUCACUCUUCCGGGAGAGCAUGCAAAGCAAAGGCCGCUACUUCAGCCCGCUUCUGCUCAACAGUAUCCUGGCCAUUGGCUCUCGCUACUCGGAUAGACCCGAAGUGCGCUCCGUGCGCGAUGAUCCCAACACAGCUGGUCAGGCGUUCCUCGAGAUCGCCGAGGUCCUCCUUCAUUUCGAUCUCCAGUCCCCGAGCAUCACAACCAUCCAAUCGCUGGGUAUCCUCGCUAUAAUGUAUGUGGCAACCGGAUCGGAUUCAAAGGGCUGGCUCAAGCAUGGAAUGGCUGUCCGUUUAGCUUUAGACAUGGGCCUGAACCUGAAUAGUGCGACAUUGCACAAGUCCCACGUGUUUUCGGAGGUGGAGAUAGAGCUUCGAAAGCAGAUUUAUUGGGCGCUCUUCUGCACUGACAAGAUGUGGGCGAGCUAUACUGGGAGAGUGUGUACUAUGCUCGACUCUCAAGCGUUGGUUCAGUUGCCUCUGCCCAGUGGCACUGGGCAGGAGCCUACGAGUCCUAGGGAAGCCCUUCGAUCACUUCAUCACGCCCUAUCAACGCAAUGUCAGAUUCUCGAGAAGAUCCUUACAAGUCUCUAUGCCCCAAAAAGUCUGUCACCAGGGGUUCAACGUCACACCUUCUUCGACCAAUGCCUUUUAGAGUUGAAAAGCUGGAAAUACCGACUUCCCGUGGAAUUGCAGAUCAAACUAUCCGCGGGCAGCGAUGCUCGCACUCACACUCACACUCGGCCAUAUACCUUCAUCCUUCAUAUGGUGUACCACACGUCCCUGAUCAUGCUAACCAAGCCCUUUCUGGCCCGGAAGCAACGCCCAAGCCGUGAAACACCAUCAACAGGGGGGCUAAGCAAGGACCAGGGCCAGGAUCAAUCAGACCCGACGGCCGAGAGAGCGAUGACACUGUGCAUGGACGCGGCACGGGAGAUUAGCCUUCUAGGCGAGCAGUACCGCAAGGCUUUUGGCAGUUUCCGGCAGACCCCCGUCACCGCUACGCAUUGUACGCUGUCCGCAGUGCUUUUCUUCAUUUUUAGUUUAAAUAAUUGUGUGAGCAACGAGAUGGAUGAUGGCGGCGAAGCCAGGUCGCAAAAGGCGAUUGCUAAGGCCAUCAAUUCAUGUGUAGUCACUUUGGGUGAGCUGGCGAGCUCGUGGUCGCCUGCUCGUCGGUAUUGGAAGGCGGUUCUGGCCAUCCUCGAGCACCGACACGUGCGCAGCAAAGCGGAUAGCAGUUCUCAGCCUGCAUCGUCGACGCCUGGCUGCUCCGCCGCUGCGCCGGACGCAGACCUCGAGGGAAUCAGUGGGUCUUUUUGGGACAGUGUACUGGGAGGAGAGAAUUAUGCCGGCAGCUUUCACGACGUUGGUAUGUGGCAAGGCACAGCGAACUACGAUUCUCUAGGGGCAGAAGGUGAGACCCUGUUUGAUGGGCUCAUGUUGGGCUUUCCCUACGGCUUCGAGCCGUUCCCAGGGUUUUCACCCGAACAACACGAAUUAUAA
Messenger RNA from Penicillium canescens, 2184 nucleotides. RefSeq lists its product as uncharacterized. Lineage: Eukaryota; Fungi; Ascomycota; Eurotiomycetes; Eurotiales; Aspergillaceae. Bases 1 to 2184 code for a protein of 727 amino acids. The transcript has 6 exons. The record is from RefSeq and is a predicted model, not a curated record. Gene Ontology annotation, molecular function: zinc ion binding; DNA binding; DNA-binding transcription factor activity, RNA polymerase II-specific. Gene Ontology annotation, biological process: DNA-templated transcription; regulation of DNA-templated transcription.